Molecule: messenger RNA, 697 nt
Organism: Fimicolochytrium jonesii
Lineage: Eukaryota; Fungi; Chytridiomycota; Chytridiomycetes; Spizellomycetales; Powellomycetaceae
Exons: 2
Coding region: 88-600 (170 amino acids)
Source: RefSeq, a predicted model, not a curated record
CCGCCGCUUGGUAUAUAAAGAACCCCGGCAGGCAGGAGAGCCCGCCCUAUCGAGCGUUCCGUUUCACGCCUCGCAACUCAUACCAAAAUGUCCGCCGAAAAGCAAGAACACCAACAAUCGGGCAACCCCCAGAACCCAAGCCCUCCGCAAUACCAACCCACUACCGGCGCCGCGACUCACCCCCGCUCAGCCCGUCACCGCCUGCCAACCCCUCGCCAACCCGUACCCUCCCCAAUCUACGCCGCCCAACCGCAACCGCAACCCUACCCCGAGGCACAACAUCGACCCAUCGCCUACAACGCCGACGGCACUCCUAUCACCACGGCACAACCACGUGUCUACUUCAACUCGGUCGCCUCGGGCAACCCGGUCAACGGGGGUAACUCGGUCAUCCCGGUCAACUCAGUCUACACUAGCAGCUGGUUCAACUGCAACCAUGAGUUCGUGCGCACCGGCGAGUGGAGCGGCGGAGAUAUCGUUAAUGUAUGUUGUGUUUUCCGUGCAUGUGGUGCUGCUGUCCGCCAGGGAAUAAGGAGAAAUACUUCUGAUGACCUCACUCCAUUUCUUCCAUUUCAGAUAACCGAUUGGAGAAAGGGCUAGCGGAAGGUUCUUGGUGGCUUCCGGAAAAGUCACUCUAUCCACUAAACAUACAUCAUCUAUAUACCAUUUACAUCGGGCUGCCUACUAUUACCACUGG